AAAAGAAGGGCGUAUAAAAUUCAGGAGUACCUCUUGUAAUCUUGUGUAUAGCUUAGAAGAAUAUUUGAGAUAUUUGACUAAACAAACAGAGAAAAGUGUUGAAAGUCUGCGAGCUACUCGGCACGGCUUUUCUUCCCUGCCAAUGCUAGUAUGCUACGUCGGUGGGCAAAACAGGAAGCCAUUCAUGGCAUGUGCUUGUAAACGCUGAAAUCAUGGUUGUUGCCGGCGGCGGCUGAUGAAGACUGCAUGCCCUCGCGGGGACGGCUGUGCAAGUAUGCCACAGAGGAAGAAACAAGUCGCUGCUCGUGCUGUUGCGACUGAAUGUGCAUGGCUCCGAAGGUGCGGGUAUCCCAAACUGCGGAAAUGGGAAGCGAAACAACAAGCGCGAUGAGAAGUGGCUGAAUGGCGUUGCGUGCAAGAAGAAACUGCCCACAGAAGAUGCCUGGAACAAGAGGAAGCAGCCAAACGCUGCUUACAAGAAGAUAGCAGUAAAGCGCUUGAAGGACAGGCACACAGGAAGAACACAACAUGAGUGCUUUACUGUUAUUAUGUCACACCAACAAGGCCGAACAUCAACACUGGAAAAAAAGCCAGAAAAUGAGGCUCGAAGAACUGUGCGUCUUCAGAUGCAUGCGUCGGCUGCGAAGCUUCUGCGGCGAAUCGGUUCGCUGCAUGUAGCAUGCUUAACCAAUUGCGUUUUGCGAACGAUCCGACUCUAGUUGAAGCAUGGAGUUACGUGCUGCCCGGUGAAUAUUUUCCGUUGGAAAAUGUGGCAGGUGUUUCAUGUCUGUCGUACCUGUGCUGCCUUGCAUACAGAGAUGCCCAACCAUGCUACGACCAAUGGGCUGCAACAGACCCACCAUUCUGCAAAGAGUGCCACAGCAUCGACAAGGGAAAGCAAUGUGUCAGAUGAAGGCGGUGUGAGCAUCGCCACGACGAGGCCUACAGACAUCUGCUCCAAGCGAGCCGACAGUGCGAGUGAGAUGCUGGUGGUGCCAGCGACGGAAUGGCCAACCUACUGCAGUGUGUGCAAGAAAUCGACAAGAAAUGCACAGACAGCAACGAUACCACCAUUAAAAGGGGGCGUGGACGUUGCAUUUGGGACCAAAAGAAGUGCCGACCGCGAGUUAUGCAAGACAACACAGGCAUCGCUCAAACCUUUCAUGGUGGACUGGUCGACGGACACGGCGGAUCUUGAAGAUUCGCAGGACACCAACGCGCUUAGAGGAGAGAGUCCAGUACUAUCUCUGUAUGGGUCAUCAUGGCUUCCUGAAAGGGAUCAGAGCUGUGGAGCUGCCACAGUACAGGACAGUCAACCAGGUGGGGUCAGAAUCAGCGAAUCUACGUACAGCAGCACGUGCCCAGAGUCAGACAAAGAAGCUUGGGCAGAGACCUUGCUGCCGUCAAGACGGGGCGUGGACGUCGCGGUCGGGACAUCAAGAAUCUCCGACCAAAAUUUGUGCAAGUCCUCCCAAGCAUCGGUUGUUCCCAUCAGGAUCCACAGGUGGACCGAAACCUCCGAUCUUGAUCUACAGGACACUGCUGAAGUCACUGGAGAGCAUCAAGUACCAUUUGCACAAGGGUCACUACGGCUUGCCAACGAGGGCCCUGGAAUUGCCACAUCGCAGAGCGGUCAAGAAGACGGGAUUCGACAGCCUGCAUCGAGCAGUGGCGGCGGGUCGCCGGACUCUGCAGCUUUGUCUGGACAAGCCAGACAUCUCGGAACACUUCGGACUGCUGUUGAGUGGGCAAAGUAUUGGAAAAGCGAGUCCAGGCUUGAAGAGGCAAGGCGGGUCCCCUUCGCUUGCACCAAUUGUUUGACGUCAUUCGGGGGAGUGGAUAAGCUUGCCUCCCACGUGGAGUCAUGUCCGUGGCCGGAGCCGUACCUGUGCAGCAUGUGCUCUCACCCGUGCCCCGACUGGGAGGCAUUGAGGGACCACAAUAGGACAGCCCACGUACGUGAGGACAACACGUGCGAGUUCUGCCUGUGCCGACAUCGCAGGCGCGGGAAUGCGAUGCUGCACGUGAUGCAGCACGUGCGCGUCCAACAGUUCAUGUGCAACAUGUGCCUGGUGGCGUUCAAGGCGAAAUACUUGCUUGCGGAUCAUGUCAGACGGUCUUUCGUGGGGGGAAUUUCGUGUACGCAGUGGCGUCGCCGAAGGCGGCAAGAGGGCAAAGUGUGGCUCCUGCCGAAAAUGCCACAGGCUCAGCAGAGUGAGUCCGCCAUCGAGCAGCCGUUCAAGUGCGACAUGUGCUGCGCUGCACUUGCCGACGAGUCGUCCCUCCAAGAACACGUGCUCCAUCACAAAGACGAGAGUCCGCCAAUGCCAGAAACAGGACUAAGUUGUAGCCAGCAGCUGCAAGUGGAGGAUGUUUGAUGUGUGUUUGCAUGUGAUUGUGAAGUUCCAUCUCUGGCAGCAGGUCUUAAGGCCAGCUGCGAAAUUUUGUUUCCAUUAAAUUCAUCGUGAUCGAGUUGUACAUGUCGCUGAAGCAAUCUUGAGAAGACCACAAGGCUGAUAGCCUAGCUUUCGUGUUGGCAGCCUUCAGGCAGCUCGUAAGCUGGUGACGGAUUCACCUGGUGGUUGUCACCGUGAUGUAGGUCCAUGCACAUUGCCUCCGAGAUCUGUCAACACCCCCUCGUCUCUGAGGUCAUGCCGAAAAGCUGCACCUUCUAGGUCAUCCCCCUUGUUUCUUACUUCUGGCGAGCUGUAGUGGUAGUUUUCUGUUUUUGUUUUUUACAGCAAAAGCUGUUAUAAGAUCACAACAACAGCCAAUUUUAGUGAUGUAGUUGUCCGUCACCGGUGUCCGUAACCACUAUCACGCGAAAGGAGAAAAAAAAUAUCCAGGAUUUGAUGGGAUUUGAACUCAGGCCCUCUGCGUGGCAGUCGAAUAUUUUACCACAGAGCCAUGCCGGUGCUUGAAACUUCUUCGCAAAAAAAGACCCUAUACAGGUGUCAUGUCAAGCAAGGAAUCACGUUAACAUAUGUAAUAGAGCGUGGUAGAAGAGUAAAGUAAGAACCAGGCAUCACACAAUGUGAAUUGUGUAACUAGUGGAUCAUUUAAAGCUUACAACCCAUUACAAAGGGCUCAGCCAUAAUUCUUCGUCAUCAGCCACAGCAUCAAUGUGCAGCGGGUACCACGUUUCUCCGCAGAAUGAUGAAUAAUGGCAUAGUGGGUGUGCCCCUUCUGCACGCGCAGCACGUACCUUGCAAGCAUACUUGUAGUAGUUGCCCCAAGAGAGUUUGCAAUGGGCUCUAGGAAAGCCACUCUUCCAGCUUUCACUGUGACUGUGCUGCGUGUUUUGCGCAGGCCUGGCGUUUUAACGCGAUAGCGUUGAAGAGCUCGUUUCACAGAAAUUCCGGUGUCAGCGUCAUUGGUUGUGAGCAAAAAAUCAUCAUCUUGUUUGUGACGGAAAAAUCAAGAAAGCUGUAAAUAAAAUAAGUAAUAAAAAUGUUGGGCCCGAAUGAGAAUCGAACCCAGGCUGUCUACGUGGCAAGCAGAUGUACCACACAGCCACGCCUCUGCUUGGAACUGCACUGAAAGUAACUUUGAUGCUUCACAGACAUACGCGUCCUGUAUACAGGUGUCACAGUACGAGAUGUAAUAUUGCAGUAAUAUUGCGUGGUACAAGCAUAAAUUGCCAUCGGGUGUCACACCAUGUGAAUAUCAUAACGACUUUGUGGUUUAAGGCAGCCACCCAUUACAAAAUGCGCACACAUUGCUGCAUGUAUUCCCUUAAGACGACGUAGUGGGUGCAUCGCAACUUCUAAAAAGUUUCUCGCGCAUAAUUGCUCCUACCCAUUACAUACAUAAGGCACACACCUUAGUGCGCGCAUUCCGUUACAUACAAGUAGUGGUCAAAGUACGCACUAGGGGCAGGAUAUCACCAUCGCAUUCAACUAUUAAAGGCAAAGCUUAAGCGUUCCCCAAUUUUUUUUUUUUUAUAAAAGACUGCCAUUUUUGCAAGCUUUAUGUGGUGCUUCCUGUAUUAUAUCAAACGCCAAAUUUUCAAGGGUCUUCUGAAUCUACUGUCUGGGACAAGGCCAUUUACUCAAAUGAAAAUUCUGUUCCAGUGGGCCUCUGUAAUAAAAGAGCAGAAAGUUGAGGUCUGUUCAAUUUGCGUGCACCACCUGAACGAGUUCACGAGUGGUUUGUUGUGAUGUGCUGGGCUUGUUUACGAUUAAAAAUGCAAAGCAUGUGUUGGUGACCGAGGUGUACAGUACUC
Rhipicephalus sanguineus (brown dog tick) is the source of this 4225-nucleotide messenger RNA. RefSeq names its product zinc finger protein 2. The transcript has 7 exons. The record is from RefSeq and is a predicted model, not a curated record. The coding region runs from base 768 to 2378 and encodes 536 amino acids. Gene Ontology annotation, cellular component: nucleus. NCBI's taxonomy places the organism in Eukaryota, Metazoa, Arthropoda, Arachnida, Ixodida, Ixodidae. Gene Ontology annotation, biological process: regulation of transcription by RNA polymerase II. Gene Ontology annotation, molecular function: RNA polymerase II cis-regulatory region sequence-specific DNA binding; DNA-binding transcription factor activity, RNA polymerase II-specific.